Molecule: messenger RNA, 546 nt
Organism: Gongylonema pulchrum
Lineage: Eukaryota; Metazoa; Nematoda; Chromadorea; Rhabditida; Gongylonematidae
Source: the annotation of a GenBank genome assembly
AUGUUCAGGCUUGCCGAUGUAAAAACUUUUGAAGUUCUGUUCAGCCCAUUUUCUCGAUCGGUUGUUGAAGCACUGAAGACAGUACCAUCGAGAAUUUAUGAUGCUGAACGAAAGAUGUGGUCUUUUUCAAUUGAGGAUUUGAACGUUGUCGAGCGAGCUCUGCAAGCCGUGGACGAUGUUGAACUGGUUCUCGAGAAGAUUCCCGAUCAUGCAGUUAAGACACUGCAAAAGUACAGUAAGGAAAUGAAUAGCCGAAAGGAGCCCGUCCUCGAUGACCACAUCGAAAAUAUCUAUGACCAUAGCAAUAUUUUGCAGCAGCUGGACACUUUUUUGCCGGGAGUCAGUGAUGUAAUUUUAAUUGAAAAAGGCAACGAUCUCUUGCCGGAGAAGAAAACCAAUCGAACUGUGGUUAUCAUGAGUUACGAUUUGAUGGUUUCCAAGCGAGCCAGUAUUAUCGAGUAUGACUUCAGGGCAGUGAUUUUUGAUGAAUCUCACUUGCUCAAAGAUGGCCAGGCUCAGAGAACAAAAGCUGCAACGGACAUCUCG